AUGAGAAUUCACUCGGGUGAGAAACCCUUCAAAUGUUCUGAGUGUCCAUAUGCUGCAAACCAAGCAAGUAAUCUUUCUAGACAUUUGAGAAGUCACUCUGGAGAGAAACCCUUCAAGUGUUCUGAGUGUUCAUAUGCUACAAGACGAGCAGGAGAUCUUACGAAGCAUAUGAGAAGUCACUCAGGUGAGAAAGCCUUCAAGUGUUCUGAGUGUUCAUAUGCUGCAAGACGAGCAGGUCAUCUUUCUAGACAUUUGAGAAUUCACUCAGGUGAGAAACCCUUCAAGUGUUCUGAGUGUUCAUAUGCUACAAGAUUAGCAGGCGAUCUUACGAAGCAUAUGAGAACUCACUCUGGAGAGAAACCCUUCAAGUGUUCUGAGUGUUCAUAUGCUACAAGACGAGCAAGCGAUCUUAGAAAUCAUAUGAGAAUUCACUCAGGUGAGAAACCCUUCAAAUGUUCUGAGUGUCCAUAUGCUGCAAACCAAGCAAGUAAUCUUUCUAGACAUUUGAGAAGUCACUCAGGUGAGAAACUCUUCAAAUGUUCAGAGUGUUCAUUUGCUACAAGACACGCAAAUUAUCUCUCUGUACAUAUGAGAAUUCACACAGGUGAGAAACCCUUCAAAUGUUCUGAGUGUUCAUUUGCUGCAAGACGAGCAGGUCAUCUUACUGAACAUAUGAGAAUUCACUCAGGUGAGAAACCCUUCAAGUGUUCUGAGUGUUCAUUUGCUGCAAGAAUAGCAGGUCAUCUUACAAAGCAUAUGAGAAUUCACUCAGGCGAGAAACCCUUCAAGUGUUCUGAGUGUUUAUUUGCUACAAAACAAGCAAAUAAUCUUUCUGUACAUAUGAGAAUUCACUCAGGUGAGAAAGCCUUCAAAUGUUCUGAGUGUUCAUUUGCUGCAAGACACGCAAAUAAUCUUUCUGUACAUAUGAGAACUCACUCUGGAGAGAAACCCUUCAAGUGUUCUGAGUGUUCAUAUGCUACAAGACGAGCAAGUAAUCUUACUAGACAUUUGAGAAUUCAUACUACUUAG
Messenger RNA from Bolinopsis microptera, 1029 nucleotides. RefSeq names its product zinc finger protein 429-like. The coding region runs from base 1 to 1029 and encodes 342 amino acids. NCBI's taxonomy places the organism in Eukaryota, Metazoa, Ctenophora, Tentaculata, Lobata, Bolinopsidae. The transcript is spliced from 3 exons. The record is from RefSeq and is a predicted model, not a curated record. Gene Ontology annotation, molecular function: RNA polymerase II cis-regulatory region sequence-specific DNA binding; DNA-binding transcription factor activity, RNA polymerase II-specific. Gene Ontology annotation, biological process: regulation of DNA-templated transcription.